Messenger RNA from Hylaeus anthracinus, 16800 nucleotides. It is a transcript of the gene RyR, whose product is annotated as ryanodine receptor. Gene Ontology annotation, biological process: calcium ion transmembrane transport; intracellular calcium ion homeostasis. Gene Ontology annotation, cellular component: calcium channel complex; Z disc; sarcolemma. NCBI's taxonomy places the organism in Eukaryota, Metazoa, Arthropoda, Insecta, Hymenoptera, Colletidae. Gene Ontology annotation, molecular function: ryanodine-sensitive calcium-release channel activity; protein binding. The record is from RefSeq and is a predicted model, not a curated record. The transcript is spliced from 62 exons. The coding region runs from base 529 to 15987 and encodes 5152 amino acids.
CAGAACCGCUCGAGCCUCGAUACGAAUUUCGUCGGAGGGGCCCGAUAGAAAAACCGAGGGAUCCAGCCACCCCUAACGAACACACGACUGAACGACCCCCUGGCUCGAUCAGGGAUCGAAACCCGGAUACACGAGUCGCAAGUGCGCGCACCGACACACAGUGAGGAAGUUACUCGAAAAGGGAACGGACGCUUGCGCAGGGGCUGUCGGCGUUCGCGCGAGGCAACCUCGAGCCAGUAGUGGCUGAACAUCGGUGCACCAUCGGAGGUUAGGACGUCGCCGACACCGUGGUCGUCGUCGUCGCGGACGAGGCGAAAACGUUCUGCACCGUAGCAAGGCGGAGCGAGGCGUGGAGGGCAAAAACAUGUCGAACCGUGAUCGCGUGUGACCAUAAUCGCCCUAUCGACUACGAGGUGGGCUCGGUCGACUAGCGAGCCGCGAAGAAGCUGCAGACACGAACGAGGGAAAAUACGAGCGAACGAGGCGGCGAAGGAGCUCGUCCAGGUCACGUGAAAACGUACCGACGGGAUGGCUGACAGCGAGGGCGGCUCCGAGCAGGAUGACGUAUCCUUCCUCCGUACGGAGGACAUGGUGUGUCUGUCCUGCACCGCAACUGGUGAAAGAGUUUGUCUCGCGGCCGAGGGUUUUGGUAACAGACACUGCUUCCUCGAGAACAUAGCAGACAAGAACAUACCGCCGGACCUGUCGCAAUGCGUAUUCGUAAUCGAGCAGGCUCUCUCGGUGAGAGCGCUGCAGGAAUUGGUUACUGCCGCCGGUUCCGAGACGCAGCAAGAAAAUUUAGGAAAAGGCACCGGAUCUGGACACAGAACGCUAUUGUACGGCAAUGCCAUUUUGCUGAGGCAUCAGAACAGCGACAUGUAUUUGGCUUGUCUAUCGACCAGUUCGUCCAACGACAAGUUGGCUUUCGACGUAGGUCUGCAACAACAUUCUCAAGGGGAGGCCUGCUGGUGGACCGUUCAUCCAGCGUCGAAACAAAGGUCCGAGGGUGAAAAGGUUCGAGUUGGUGACGACCUCAUUCUGGUAUCCGUGGCCACAGAAAGAUACUUGCACACCACGAAAGAGAACGAUCUGUCGGUCGUGAAUGCCUCGUUCCACGUGACCCACUGGUCCGUACAGCCGUACGGUACUGGAAUUAGUCGAAUGAAGUAUGUCGGUUAUGUAUUCGGCGGUGAUGUUCUGCGGUUCUUCCACGGCGGUGACGAAUGCCUCACUAUACCGUCGAGUUGGAGUACGGCGGCCAGUCAAAAUAUAGUGAUCUACGAAGGAGGGAGCGUAAUGAGCCAGGCGAGAUCUUUGUGGAGGCUAGAGCUGGCGAGGACGAAAUGGGCGGGUGGGUUCAUCAAUUGGCUGCACCCUAUGAGAAUCAGGCACCUUACCACUGGACGUUAUCUCGGUGUGAAAGAAAACAACGAACUAUAUCUGGUCGACAGGAACGAGGCGACGAUCGAGACGUCGACGUUCUGGCUGCGACAGGAGAAAGAUGACCAGAAGAUCGUUCUCGAGGACAAAGACCUCGAGGUCAUCGGUAUGCCGAUUAUCAAGUACGGUGACUCCACUGUCAUCAUGCAGCACGCUACUACGUGUCUCUGGGUCUCAUACAAGUCGUACGAGACGAAGAAGAAAGGCGUGGGCAAAGUGGAGGAGAAGCAAGCUGUCCUCCACGAGGAAGGAAAGAUGGACGACGGUCUGGACUUCUCCCGUUCGCAAGAAGAGGAAUCGCGUACGGCGCGGGUGAUACGAAAGUGCAGCAGCUUGUUCACCCAGUUCAUCACAGGCCUAGAGACGCUGCAAGUAGAUAGAAGAGCGUCUAUGUUCUUCCAAAAUGUCAAUCUGAACGAAAUGGUGAUGUGUCUGGAAGACUUGAUUAAUUAUUUUGCUCAACCCGAGGACGACAUGGAACACGAGGAGAAACAGAACAGGUUCCGCGCUUUGAGGAACCGUCAGGACCUAUUCCAAGAGGAGGGCAUACUGAAUCUGAUUCUGGAAGCCAUCGACAAGAUCAACGUGAUCACGUCGCAGGGCUUCCUCGUGGCACUUUCAGGGGACGAGAGUGGCCAGGCUUGGGACCAAAUAUCCGGAUACUUGUAUCAAUUACUGGCCGCGAUCAUCAAGGGAAACCACACGAACUGCGCCCAGUUCGCCAACAGCAAUCGUCUCAACUGGCUGUUCAGCCGACUGGGCUCGCAGGCCUCCAGCGAAGGCACUGGGAUGCUGGACGUGCUACACUGUGUCCUCAUUGACUCGCCGGAGGCGUUGAACAUGAUGAGGGACGAGCACAUAAAAGUCAUCAUUUCGCUGCUCGAGAAGCACGGAAGGGAUCCAAAAGUCUUGGACGUCCUCUGCUCGCUGUGCGUGGGUAACGGCGUCGCGGUUCGCUCGUCGCAGAACAAUAUAUGCGACUUUCUGCUGCCAGGGAAAAAUCUUCUCCUUCAAACCCAACUGGUCGACCACGUGGCCAGCAUCAGGCCCAACAUAUUCGUGGGCAGAGUGGAAGGUUCAGCGCUUUAUCAAAAGUGGUACUUUGAGGUCACCGUGGAUCACAUCGAGCAGACGACGCACAUGAUGCCUCACUUGAGAAUUGGCUGGGCGAACACCGCGGGAUACAUGCCAUACCCUGGUGGUGGCGAAAAAUGGGGUGGAAACGGGGUUGGCGACGACCUCUACUCGUUUGGUUUCGACGGAGCGCACCUGUGGACAGGUGGCAGGAAAACGCAGGUGGUGCACAACGCCACGGAGCCUUACAUCAGGAAAAGCGACGUGAUUGGAUGCGCAUUGGACCUGACAGUCCCUAUAAUUACGUUUACUUUCAACGGAGCACCUAUCCUGGGUUCCUUCCGAAAUUUCAACCUGGAUGGAAUGUUUUUCCCUUCGAUUAGCUGCUCGUCCAAACUGUCCUGCAGAUUCCUCCUGGGAGGAGACCACGGUCGACUAAAAUUCCAGCCACCAGAGGAAUUCUCACCCCUGGUAGAGAGUCUCCUUCCCCAGCAGAUUCUAUCGCUGGAUCCCUGCUUCUACUUUGGAAACAUGAACAAAGUCGUCUUGGCUGGCCCGUGGCUCGUCGAAGACGACACUGCUUUCGUUCCUGCGCCCGUCGAUACGUCCAUGAUCAACCUACCCUCCUACGUCGAGCAGAUAAGGGACAAGCUGGCGGAAAACAUCCACGAGAUGUGGGCUAUGAACAAGAUCGAGGCUGGAUGGAUCUAUGGAGAGCACAGGGACGACUUGAGGAAGAUUCAUCCCUGUAUCGUACAGUUCGAAAGGCUGCCAGCCGCUGAGAAGCGUUACGACACUCAACUGGCUGUACAGACGUUGAAGACCAUCUUGGCCCUGGGAUACUACAUCACCAUGGACAAGCCACCAUCUAGGAUAAAGACUCUGAGACUACCAAACGAGCCCUUCAUGCAGAGCAGUGGGUACAAGCCAGCACCUCUGGAUCUCACCGCGAUAUCCCUCACUCCAAAAAUGGAAGAACUGGUAGAUCAGCUCGCGGAGAACACUCACAAUUUGUGGGCCAAGGAGAGGAUCAGCCAGGGAUGGACCUACGCUCUUAAUGAAGACUCUGAGAUGAGGAGGAGCCCCCAUUUAGUCCCGUAUCCAAAGGUGGACGAAGCCAUCAAGAAAGCUAAUCGCGAUACAGCUAGCGAGACUGUUAGAACGCUGUUGGUUUAUGGGUACAUGUUGGAACCACCUACUGGAGAACAGCACGAAGCACUACUUUUGGAAGCCAGCAGACUACGGCAAUCAUCCUUCAGGACUUAUAGAGUCGAGAAACACUACGCAGUGAGCAGCGGGAAGUGGUACUUCGAGUUCGAGGUUCUAACCGCUGGACCAAUGCGCGUCGGUUGGGCAAAAGCUGAUUGCAUGCCUGGAAGCAUGCUGGGAAGCGACGAAAACACCUGGGCCUUCGACGGUUACAACGAGGAAAAAGUAUACUCGGGCACAGCCGAAACAUUUGGCAAACAAUGGCAGAUUGGAGACGUUGUCGGGGUAUUCCUGGAUCUAAUUGACCGAACGAUUAGCUUUUCUCUGAACGGAGAAUUGUUGAUGGACGCGCUUGGCGGUGAAACGUCCUUCGCUGACGUGCAGGGAGAUUGCUUUGUUCCUGCUUUCACACUGGGAGUUGGCCAGAAGGCGAAAUUGACGUUUGGGCAGGAUGUAAACACUCUCAAGUUCUUUACAACUUGUGGUUUGCAGGAAGGAUACGAGCCAUUCUGCGUAAACAUGAACCGCCCAGUGACGUACUGGUUCACCAAAGAUCAACCGAUCUUCGAAAACACCGACGACAUGGCCGACACGAGGAUAGACGUCGCCAGAAUACCGGCUGGUUCCGACACUCCACCCUGCUUGAAGAUCUCCCACAACACCUUCGAGACCAUGGAGAAGGCGAACUGGGAAUUCCUCCGAUUGUCGUUGCCAGUCAUCUGUCAAUCCACGUUUAUCUCGGAGAGCGAGAAAUUGCGAAGAUGGCAGGAGAUCAAGAUGCGCCAAAAUAGGCUGUUGUCAGAGCAAGUGGAACAAGCACAACUCGCAGCACCCUCUGCUCAGAUGGAGCAAAUCAUGAAGUCUGGUUUCAGCAUGAGCGACAUUAAAGGAUUGCAAAGGAACUAUUCAGAGGAUGCGGCGGAAGCAGACGAAAUGAUGAAGGAAUCGCCGCUUCCUAUGCAGAGGAACAAACCAGCCAGGCCUCCUAGGAAAGGUUCUCUGUAUGGCUCACGAGUUGGAAAUAUGGAGAACGCAAUCAGCGAGACAGAAAUGAACGGCUACGGCGACAUGAAUGGCGACGUAAAGGACGACAAGAAGAAACGUGGACGUUCGCCGUUCCGCAAAGAGACGGAGGAUGGCUCGUUCUUCUCGCGCAAAGCGAAGUCUCCGGACGCGAAAGCAAAAACGCCCGAGCCGCCAGUGCGCUCCGACGUCUCCGACAAGAGCACCAAGACUCUACAGCUGAAUAAAGCAAGUAGCCGGAUUCCCCAAGUCCGCAUAUCAAACACGGAUUUGAAGGUGAUACCACCGCAGAUCCCAGAGCGCAACGCGCCGAAAGCGAUGUCUGUUCUAAGUGGAUCUGGCGUCGAAGCGAUCGGAAACGAGAUAUACGACGCGGAGUGCCUGAAACUGAUGAACGAAUACUUCUACGGGGUUCGCAUCUUCCCUGGACAGGACCCUACUCACGUUUACGUGGGUUGGGUCACCUCUCAGUAUCACCUGCACACCAAGGACUUCAACCUGUCUCGAGUGAGGAAGGGCUCAGUGGUCAUCACCGAUGACUACGACCGUCCCAUAGAACAAGUGGACAGACAGAGCUGCUACAUGGUGAGAGCAGACGAACUCUACAACGAGGUCACGCAGGACGCCUCAGGAAAGGGUGCCUCGCAAGGGAUGUUCGUGGGCUGUUUCGUGGACACAGCAACGGGAUGGGUGUCCUUCACCUGCGAAGGCAAAGAGACGAGCCACAAGUUCAAGAUGGAGCCUGACACGAAACUAUUCCCUGCUAUCUUCGUGGAGGCCACCAGCAAGGAGAUCCUCCAAAUCGAACUGGGAAGAACCUCCACGACGCUACCGCUGUCUGCAGCCGUUUUGCAGAACUCUGAGCGACACGUCAUUCCUCAAUUUCCACCUAGGUUGAAGGUGCAGUGCUUGAAACCUCAUCAAUGGGCCAGAGUGCCCAAUCAGUCGCUCCAGGUGCACGCCCUGAAGCUUUCCGAUAUUAGAGGUUGGUCCAUGCUGUGCGAGGACGCGAUAUCGAUGCUGGCUCUGCACAUUCCUGAGGAGGACAGGUGCAUCGACAUCUUGGAGCUCAUCGAGAUGGACAAACUGCUCAGUUUCCACGCGCACACCCUGACGUUGUACGCAGCCCUGUGUUAUCAGUCGAACUACAGAGCAGCCCACGCCCUAUGCCAACACGUCGACCAGAAACAACUGUUGUACGCUAUUCGAGCGGAGUACAUGUCCGGGCCUCUGCGACAAGGAUUCUACGACUUGCUAAUCGCCCUGCAUCUCGAGUCGCACGCGACGACGAUGGAAGUCUGCAAGAACGAGUACAUCAUUCCUUUAGGCCAAGAAUUGAAGGACUUAUACGAAAACGAAGAAAUGAGGCACAGCCUUAGGUACCUGGAGACCGAGUCCGUUCGUCCUCAGAUGAAAAUGACGGAUAUCAGGGAAAUUCCUUCCAGCGACCAAACGAUCGAGAACAUAAGGAGCCUCUACAGUCCGCACUUUCCCCUGGACGUGGUCAGGGAUUACGUGAUGCAGGCUUUAAACGAGGCCGUCGAGGUCAAUCAAGUCCACAAUCGAGACCCGAUCGGUGGCAGCAAUGAGAAUCUUUUCCUGCCGCUUUUGAAACUCGUUGACAGACUACUCCUAGUUGGAAUGCUUAGGAACGAAGAUAUCAUGAAGCUUCUCAUCAUGAUUCACCCUGAAACCUGGGACCCAACGUUCGACAAAGAGGGAAAGGACGAGCACAAGAAGGGAUUGCUCCACAUGAAAAUGGCGGAGGGAGCGAAGCUGCAGAUGUGCUACCUGCUCCACCAUCUCAACGACAUCCAGCUGCGACAUCGCGUCGAGUCCAUCAUCGCCUUCAGUCACGACUUCGUCGGGGAUCUGCAGUCCGACCAGCUUCGUCGUUACAUCGACAUCAAGCAGUCCGACCUGCCGUCGGCAGUCGCAGCGAAGAAGACCAAGGAGUUUCGGUGUCCGCCUCGCGAGCAGAUGAACUCGAUUUUAAGUUUCAAGAACAUGGACUUCGAGGAUGAUCCGGACAACAUCCCCUGUGGGGAGGAUCUGAUAAGCAGAAUGAACGAAUUCCACACCAAUCUGAUGUCCUACGUGUCUCUGCACGCUCUUCAAGACGCAGCUGACGCUGCCAACGAACCAGAGGAAGAUGUCCAGAAGCCUGGCGCCAUGAAGAGACUGUUCAACUUCAUAAACGCUGUGAAAGAACUAGAGGAGGAACCCAAACCGGAACCUGAGCCAGAAAAGAAGACACCAGAAGAGGUGUUCCGCAAAGUCCUGAUAUCGACCAUCGUCAGCUGGGCCGAGGAAUCCCAAAUCGAGACUCCAAAGUUGGUACGCGAGAUGUUCAGCCUCCUAGUGCGUCAGUACGACACAGUGGGCGAGCUGAUCCGAGCUCUGGAGAAGACGUACGUGAUCAACAGCAAAACGAGGGACGACGCUGCCUUGAUGUGGGUGGGUUUGAGCCAGAUCCGCGCGUUGCUGCCUGUCCAGAUGUCUCAGGAGGAGGAGGAGCUGGUUAGAGAACGACUCUGGAAAUUGGUCAACAAUCACACGUUCUUCCAACAUCCAGAUUUGAUCAGAGUGUUGAGGAUUCACGAGAACGUGAUGGCAAUCAUGAUGAACACGCUGGGCAGACGCGCGCAGGCGCAAUCUGACGCUCAAACUCAGCCCCAAACCACGGAGGGUGAACCAGCUUCCAAGGAAAAGGACACUUCCCACGAAAUGGUGGUGGCCUGCUGCAGAUUCCUUUGUUACUUCUGCCGCACUUCCAGGCAGAAUCAGAAGGCGAUGUUCGAUCACUUCGACUUCCUGUUGGAGAACAGCAAUAUCCUGUUGUCGAGGCCGUCUUUGAGAGGAUCGACGCCGUUGGACGUGGCCUACUCUUCCCUCAUGGAGAACACGGAGCUUGCGUUGGCUCUCAGGGAGCAUUAUCUCGAGAAAAUCGCCAUCUACUUGUCUCGUUGCGGGUUGCAAUCGAACUCAGAGCUGGUGGAGAAAGGUUAUCCCGAUUUGGGAUGGGAUCCGGUGGAGGGCGAACGAUAUUUGGACUUUUUGAGGUUCUGCGUUUGGGUUAACGGUGAAAGCGUCGAGGAAAACGCCAACUUGGUGAUACGUUUGCUGAUCAGAAGACCAGAAUGCUUGGGACCGGCCCUCCGGGGUGAGGGCGAGGGUUUGUUGAGAGCCAUCAUAGACGCCAACAAGAUGUCCGAACGCAUUGCUGACCGGCGACAAGUACACGACGAAGCUGAGGGGACAAUAGUGGCCCAAUUCGAGCAUCCUCUUCCAGAAUCGGACGACGACGAGGACUACAUAGACACCGGUGCCGCGAUCUUGAACUUCUAUUGCACCUUGGUAGACCUGUUAGGUCGUUGCGCCCCCGAUUCAUCCGUCAUCGAGCAAGAGGCUUCUACAGAAUCCGUCGGGAAGAACGAGUCACUGCGAGCAAGGGCUAUCCUACGUUCUCUGGUGCCCCUCGACGAUCUACAGGGUGUCCUAUCGUUGAGGUUCACUCUACUGAAUCCUGCUGCUGGCGAGGAGAAGCCAAAGAGCGACAUGCCAUCUGGUUUGAUCCCAGGGCACAAGCAAAGUGUCGUGCUAUUUCUGGAGCGCGUUUACGGCAUCGAAACGCAAGAGUUGUUCUUCAAGAUACUCGAGGAAGCCUUCCUCCCUGACCUCAGGGCCGCUACAAUGCUCGACAGAAACGAUGGUUACGAGUCCGACAUGGCCCUAGCGAUGAACCGUUACAUCGGAAACAGUAUUCUACCCCUGCUGAUCAAGCAUUCCAAGUUCUACAACGAGGCAGACAACUACGCCAGCUUGCUGGACGCGACGUUACACACUGUCUAUCGAUUGAGCAAGAACAGGAUGCUGACGAAGGGUCAACGCGAAGCCGUGUCGGACUUCCUAGUCGCCCUCACCAGAGAAGUCCACGAGUUAAAUGUCUCUCAAAUGCAACCAAGCAUGCUGUUGAAGCUACUUCGAAAGUUGACCGUAGACGUGUCCAAGCUGUCGGAGUACACCACCGUUGCUCUGAGGUUGCUGACCCUGCACUACGAUCGUUGCGCGAAAUACUACGGAUCAACGGGUGGUCAGGGCGCGUACGGUGCCUCGAGCGACGAAGAGAAACGUUUGACCAUGGUCCUCUUCAGCAACAUAUUCGACUCACUGUCCAAGAUGGACUACGAUCCAGAAUUAUUUGGAAAGGCUUUGCCCUGUCUCACGGCCAUUGGCUGCGCCUUGCCGCCUGACUACUCCCUGUCUAAGAACUAUGACGACGAGUGGUAUGGGAGCAAAUCAGCGUCCACGCAGUCGCCCGAUGGGCCCUACAAUCCACAGCCAAUCAACACGUCUAGCGUGGUGCUCAACAAUGACCUCAACCAGAUUGUACAGAAGUUCUCUGAGCACUAUCACGACGCUUGGGCAAGUCGAAAGCUAGAGAACGGUUGGACUUACGGUGAACAGUGGUCGGAUGCGAAUAAGACGCAUCCUAGGUUGAAACCCUACAACAUGCUGAACGAUUACGAGAGGGAACGUUACAAGGAGCCAGUCAGAGAGAGCUUGAAGGCCCUGUUGGCUAUAGGAUGGAGCGUCGAACACGCAGAGGUGGACGUACCUUCGACCAAUCGCAGUUCCAUGAGGAGAUCAUCAAAAAGUCAAGGUGACUCGGCAAAUCCGUUUAAUUACAAUCCUCACCCAGUCGACAUGACAAACUUGACCCUCAGCAGAGAGAUGCAGAACAUGGCUGAACGUCUCGCAGACAACGCACACGACAUCUGGGCCAAGAAGAAGAAAGAGGAACUCAUCACUUGCGGAGGUGGCAUUCACCCCCAAUUGGUACCCUACGACCUCCUCACCGACAAAGAGAAACGCAAGGACCGCGAACGAUCCCAGGAAUUCCUCAAAUACUUGCAGUAUCAAGGAUACAAGCUCCACAAACCCAAUCGAGGUGGAGAGUCCGAGGUCGCCACUGCCGGAGCCUCAGUGGAGCUACGAUUCGCUUAUUCGUUGCUGGAGAAGCUGAUAGCUUACUUGGACAAGGCUACUAUUAACAUGAAGCUGCUGAAACCGUCCGAUACGUUCAGUCGACGCAACAGCUUCAAGACGUCCACGAGGGACAUCAAAUUCUUCAGCAAAGUUGUUUUGCCAUUGAUGGAAAAAUAUUUCAGCACGCACAGGAAUUACUUUAUCGCCGUGGCCACAGCCACCAACAACGUCGGGGCCGCGUCCUUGAAGGAGAAGGAAAUGGUAGCAGCUCUCUUUUGCAAAUUGGCGAGCUUGUUGCGAUCUAGAUUAGCUGCAUUCGGCCCUGACGUCAGGAUCACCGUCCGUUGUCUCCAAGUGCUAGUCAAAGGCAUAGACGCGAAGAGCUUGGUGAAAAACUGUCCCGAGUUCAUUCGAACGUCCAUGUUGACCUUCUUCAACAACACUGCUGACGACCUGGGCCACACGAUUCUGAAUCUUCAAGAGGGCAAGUACAGCCACCUCAGAGGAACACAUUUGAAAACCUCCACGUCCUUGUCGUACGUCAACAGCGUCGUGCUACCUGUGCUCACGGCCAUGUUCGAUCAUCUGGCUGCGUGCGAGUAUGGCAGCGACCUGUUGCUGGAUGAAAUUCAAGUGGCGUCCUACAAAAUGCUGGCAUCCCUGUACACCCUCGGCGUAGACUCCUCGUUGACGCACGAUAGGAAGUACUUGAAGACGGAGAUCGAGCGUCACAAGCCUAAUUUGGGUUCCUGUCUCGGCGCGUUUUCGAGUUGCUUCCCGGUAGCCUUCCUAGAGCCGCAUCUGAACAAGCACAAUCAGUUCUCCCUUCUGAAUCGUAUCGCCGAUCAUUCCUUAGAGGCGCAGGAUAUAAUGACGAAGAUGGAGUCGAGCAUGCCGACACUGGAGACCAUUCUGGGAGAAGUGGAUCAGUUCGUCGAAUCGGAUAAGACCUACAACGAUCUUCCUCACGUGGUUGAUGUCAUUUUACCUCUGCUGUGCUCCUACCUGCCCUUCUGGUGGGCGCAGGGUCCGGAUAACGUGAACCCAACGGAGGGAACGUACGUUAGCAUGGUCACCAGCGAUCACAUGAACCAGCUUCUGAAAAAUGUCCUCAAGUUGACCAAGAAGAACAUUGGCAACGAGAAUGCCCCAUGGAUGACUCGUAUCGCCGCUUACACUCAGCAAAUCAUCAUCAAUUCGUCGGAGGAGCUGCUGAAGGAUCCGUUCUUGCCACUCGCUGAACGUGUCAGGAAGCGCACCGAUAACAUGUUCCACAAAGAAGAAUCACUUCGAGGUUUCAUUAAAUCGUCCACCGAUGACACGUCGCAGGUCGAAGCUCAAAUUCAAGAGGACUGGCAACUCCUGGUUCGAGAUAUCUACUCGUUCUACCCUCUUCUGAUCAAGUACGUUGAUCUACAAAGGAACCACUGGCUGAGGAACAACAUCUCCGAGGCUGAGGACCUCUACAAUCACGUGGCAGCGAUAUUCAACAUAUGGUCCAAGUCGCAGUACUUCUUGCGCGAGGAACAGAACUUCAUAUCCGCAAACGAGAUCGACAACAUGGUGCUCAUAAUGCCAACAGCGACCAGGAGACCCGCUGCUAUUUCGGAUGGAACUGCACCUUCUGGUGGAGGCAAGAAAAAGAAGAAACAUCGCGACAAGAAGAGAGACAAGGACAAGGAGGUGCAAGCCUCGUUAAUGGUUGCCUGCUUGAAGAGACUGUUGCCGGUCGGCUUGAACUUGUUCGCUGGUCGCGAGCAGGAACUGGUGCAGCACUGCAAGGACAGGUUCCUGAAAAAGAUGCCGGAAUACGAUAUCGCCGAGUUCGCCAAAACGCAGCUGACUCUGCCGGACAAAAUCGACCCAGCCGACGAAAUGUCCUGGCAGCAUUAUUUGUACUCCAAGUUGGGCCAAAAGAAAGACGCCAUGGAACCAGUGAAAGCGCAGCAAUUGGAAGACGUCGUCGCGAGAAUCACCGAUAUGGCCAAAGUUCUCUACGGUCUACACAUGAUAGAUCAUCCGCAACAGCAGAGCAAGGGUCAAUAUCGAUCCGUGGUGUCGAUACAACGUAAACGAGCAGUGAUCGCUUGUUUCCGUCAAACUUCCCUACAUUCCUUGCCCAGGCAUCGGGCUAUCAAUAUUUUUGCGAGAACGUACUACGAGCUCUGGUUACAGGACGAGAACGUCGGUCAAGAAGUGAUGAUUGAAGACCUUACGCAAUCUUUCGAGGACGCUGAACUGAAGAAGAUGGACAAAGCCGAGGACGAGGGAAAGCCAGAUCCACUCACGCAACUGGUAACAACGUUCUGUCGCGGCGCCAUGACAGAACGGUCCGGUGCCCUCCAAGAGGAUCUCUUGUACAUGAGUUACGCGCAGAUCAUAUCGAAGUCUUGCGGCGAGGAGGAGGAGGAAGGCGAGGACGAAGGUGGAGGAGGCGAAGAGGAAGGGGCUGCCUCCAUCCACAAGCGGGCACAUAAGCUACUUAUGAGGCCCAUGUACAAACUCAUGGAGCAAGAAAUGGAGAAACAGAAGCUUCUCUUCCAUCAAACGCGUCUGGCGAAUCGCGGCGUAGCGGAGAUGGUGCUGCUUCACAUAUCAGCUUGCAAGGGCCUGCCCAGCGAGAUGGUCAUGAAGACCCUUGAACUAGGAAUCUCCAUCCUACGAGGCGGUAACAUAGAGAUCCAGCGAGGAAUGCUGAACCACUUGAAGGAGAAGAAAGACGUGGGAUUCUUCACCUCCAUCGCUGGUCUGAUGAACUCGUGCAGUGUCCUGGAUCUGGACGCCUUCGAGAGGAACACGAAAGCGGAAGGACUUGGGGUUGGUUCCGAGGGUGCCGCAGGAGAGAAGAACAUGCACGACGCAGAGUUCACGUGUGCCCUGUUUCGAUUCAUCCAGCUCACUUGCGAGGGCCACAAUCUGGACUGGCAGAAUUAUUUGAGGACGCAAGCUGGCAACACGACGACGGUGAACGUGGUCAUCUGCACCGUCGAUUACCUUCUGCGACUGCAAGAGUCCAUCAUGGACUUCUACUGGCAUUAUUCCAGCAAGGAGCUCAUCGACCCCGCAGGCAAGGCUAACUUCUUCAAAGCCAUAGGCGUCGCUAGCCAAGUCUUCAACACCCUCACCGAGGUGAUCCAAGGACCUUGCGCGCAGAAUCAACAGGCACUGGCUCACUCUCGAUUGUGGGACGCCGUUGGUGGAUUCCUCUUCUUGUUCUCCCACAUGCAGGACAAGUUGUCGAAGCACUCGAGUCAAGUGGACCUUUUGAAAGAGUUGCUGAACUUGCAGAAGGACAUGAUCACCAUGAUGCUGUCUAUGCUGGAAGGUAACGUUGUGAACGGAACGAUCGGAAAGCAGAUGGUGGACACGCUGGUGGAGUCGGCGGGCAACGUCGAGCUAAUCCUCAAGUACUUCGACAUGUUCCUGAAGCUGAAAGACCUAGUUUCAUCGCCCAGCUUCCUGGAGGUGGAUCUCAAUAGCGACGGAUGGGUUUACCCCAAGGAUUUCAAGGAGAAGAUGGAGCAACAGAAGAGCUAUACCGACGAGGAGAUCGAGUUUCUCCUAGCCUGUUGCGAGACAAACCACGACGGCAAGAUCGACUACGUCGCCUUCAUGGAUCGUUUCCACGAGCCAGCGAAGGAGAUCGGCUUCAAUCUCGCUGUUCUGCUGACCAACUUGUCCGAGCACAUGCCGAACGAGCCCAGACUGGCCAGAUUCCUCGAGACAGCUGGCUCGGUAUUGAACUACUUCGAGCCAUUCCUGGGCAGGAUCGAGAUCCUGGGUGGCAACAAAAAGAUCGAGAGAGUGUACUUCGAGAUUAAAGAGUCCAACAUCGAGCAAUGGGAGAAGCCACAGAUCAAGGAGUCGAAGAGAACGUACUUCUAUAACACCGUGGUGGAGGCUGGCGAGAAGGAGAAGCUGGAGACCUUCAUCAACUUCUGCGAGGACGCUAUCUUUGAAAUGCAACACGCGAGCGCCCUGAUGGCCGUGGAGGAGAGCGGAGGAAUUGGAAAAGCGAGGGAGUCCUCUUACACCUACAUGACGGACGACGACGAAGAAAGGAACAAGGAUCCCAUCAGGAGGGGCAUCCAAACCUUCAAGGACAGCAUCUACUUCUUCUUCUCCAUAUUCUCGCCCAGCAACAUCAAAAACAAGAUCGCCGAGAUGCAACAAAUGACGAUACUGGAACUCUUCGUUGGCUUUUUCAAAAUGAUAUUCUACGCGUUCUACUACUCGGGAUUCGGGGUUGGCUGUAUACUUGGCUACUUCAUGAGGCUACUCUUGGCACUGAUGAAAGGACCGCACGUGGAGGAACCUGUCGUCGAGGUGAAGGAGGAGGAAGAGAAACCCUCGAGACAUCUACCCGCCUUGCCACCUACACCGGAUGAAUCCAAUCUACAGGUGCAAGCCUUUGGAAUGGACAUAACGAAAGAGGAAGGUGGACAGAUAAAGAUCGCGCCUCACGAAUCAGCAGCUUCGACUCCGCAAUCGAGCAUAGAGGAAACUGGGGAAAGCACACCGGAAGAGGCGGGUGGCGAAGAGGGCGCUAGGGCUGAAGCUGGAACUGGAGAAUCGGAGCCGGUUUCCUUAGCCGACUUGCUGGGUGGCGAACAGGCCAGAGCCCAGGCCGCAGCCGCAGCCGAAGCAGCAGCCGCGCAACAGGCGGCCAUGGCUGCGGUGGAAGCUGAGGCGAAACAGGAAACGACCACGGAAACCUCGUCGUCCAGCAUAGACUUCUCCGAGUACACUCAUCGCAUUGUAUCCUUCUUGGCCAGGAACUUCUACAACCUAAAAUACGUCGCUUUGGUUCUCGCUUUCUGCAUCAACUUCAUGCUACUGUUCUACAAGGUGUCGUCUUUGGCUGGCGAGUCGGACGAGGAAGGCAGCGGUCAAGUAAUGGCGGACAUAUUGGCAGACAUGUCUGGCGAGGGGCCAUCUGGUUCCGGAAGUGGCAGCGGGGUGGAAAUUGGCAGCGGGAGUGGGGAGAACGAGUCGGAAGAAGAAGAGGAGGACGCAUACGCGCUGGAAUACGUGGAAGUGUCUGAAGAUUUCUAUUACAUGGCUCAUGUUAUGAGGCUGAUGGCCUGUCUUCACUCGAUCGUCUCGCUUGCCAUGCUGGUAGCUUACUAUCAUCUGAAGGUCCCACUGGCUAUCUUUAAACGAGAGAAGGAAAUCGCUCGACGUGUGGAAUUCGAUGGUCUGUACAUCGCAGAAACGCCAGAAGAGGACGACAUCAAGGCACACUGGGACAAGAUGGUGAUAUCGGCGAAAACGUUCCCUGUAAACUACUGGGAUAAGUUCGUAAAGAAGAAGGUUCGACAGAAGUACAGCGAGACCUACGACUUCGACUACAUCAGCAAUCUGCUCGGUAUGGAGAAGACCUCGUUCAGCCAACAGGAAGAAGAGGGUUCUGGUUUGAUACACUUCAUUGUAAAUAUCGACUGGAGGUAUCAGGUUUGGAAGGCCGGAGUCACCAUCACGGACAACGCAUUUCUGUACAGUUUGUGGUACUUCAUAUUCUCGAUCCUCGGGAACUACAACAACUUCUUCUUCGCUGCACAUUUGCUGGACGUGGCGGUUGGAUUCAAGACGCUACGAACGAUCUUGCAAUCCGUAACGCACAAUGGCAAACAACUGGUGUUGACGGUGAUGUUGCUGACAAUCGUUGUCUACAUAUACACGGUCAUUGCGUUUAACUUCUUUAGGAAAUUUUACAUUCAAGAGGAAGACGACGAGGUGGACAAGAAAUGUCACGACAUGUUAACGUGCUUCGUGUUCCAUCUGUACAAAGGCGUCAGGGCUGGCGGUGGUAUCGGUGACGAGAUCGGCGAACCCGACGGUGACGACUACGAAGUCUAUCGUAUCAUGUUCGACAUCACCUUCUUCUUCUUCGUUAUCGUCAUUCUGCUGGCUAUUAUUCAGGGUUUGAUCAUCGACGCGUUCGGUGAGCUUCGAGACCAGCUCGAGAACGUGAAGACGAACAUGGAAAGCAACUGCUUCAUCUGUGGCUUAGGCAAAGAAUACUUUGAUACGGUUCCCCAUGGAUUCGAUACGCACGUUCAACAGGAGCAUAAUCUUGCUAAUUAUAUGUUCUUCCUCAUGCACUUAAUCAACAAACCAGACACGGAGUACACGGGUCAAGAGACCUACGUGUGGAACAUGUAUCAGCAAAGGUGUUGGGACUUCUUCCCUGUGGGCGACUGCUUCCGCAAGCAGAACGAAGCGGUAGAGGACGAAGCCAAGAAGAAGUAAAAUUCUUAGCGUCACGUGUACGCGCGUCUGGACGACCAAUCGAUCGUUACUCGACAAGGAGGAUAUCUUUUCCUGAAACGUCUUCGAUAAUCGUAGUUUCUAAUUUCUACACGCAAAAACGAACGCAUUAAUAACAUUUGACCACCUAAGAACAAACUUUUAGGAAGCUACGUUCUCGCUCGUACGCCGGCGGACAGACUGAGAACGUCGAACGCGCGUCUACCUUCUACAUUCGACAUUUAUCAUUACUCCCAACGUCUUUACACCAAGUUCUUCAGCCGCGACCAGAGUGCGUUAAUCGUUCGUGAAAUCGCGUGUCGACUCGCGUUCACAGUCGAGGAAACCGCGAACGAGCGAACAAGCUGGGAGACUGGUGAAAUAUUUUUCCAACCUAUUUUUCCAACUUUGUAAGGGUGACUGGAUCGUAUAACCAACAGUUUCCUCCUUAGAUAGGUAAUUGCAAAAUGUUGUUAAUCAUCGAUCACGGGAACCGACUGCACAAAUUCUUACAUUUUAUCAUAAACGUUAUAUGAUUGCCUUCUUUUCAUACGUCGGGGCGACCACAAACACUUGUGCAUAAACGAUUUAAUUCAUUAACGUAAUGUUUGAGAUAUACAUACAUAAGAUAAUUACGUAAGUUGAAGGUGUUUAAAGUUUAUAUAAAAUUCCGAAAAGAUUCUCGACGAGUUACGUGGGAACCUUUUUGAUGAUCAUUGACGACUGAAAUUACGAUAUAAUCAAAGAUGUCAAUACGUUGUAAAUAACGAUCUACGACGAGAUUACCUGAGAAUAAAGAAAGACAUACUUCUUUAA